Molecule: messenger RNA, 2634 nt
Organism: Trypanosoma brucei brucei TREU927
Lineage: Eukaryota; Euglenozoa; Kinetoplastea; Trypanosomatida; Trypanosomatidae
Exons: 1
Coding region: 1-2634 (877 amino acids)
Biological process (GO): endosomal vesicle fusion; autophagy; vesicle-mediated transport
Cellular component (GO): cytoplasm; membrane
Source: RefSeq, a predicted model, not a curated record
AUGCUUGCCGUGAAGUACCUUCUCAAACUGUACGAGACGCCCCCGGAGAAUGGACACAUCUCCGCGUUUGACACGUAUGGUAAUACAGUUUUCGCCGGCACUGACAGCGGUGUGUUGAUGAGGUUCGUAGUAGAGGGAGCGACCUCACCCGAGAUUGUACCAACGGAGGGCUCGCUCUCCGGUGACGCGAGGGACAGGCAUAUCAGUGGAGGAAAUAGUGCUCGCAGUGCCGAAGCGGGAGGUGUUGGUGAGGAACAGCAAGCACAUGAGGAAAUGCAUGCCGAUGAUUUUCACGCAGUUUCACAACUCGAGAAGAUAUACACCACGCUUGUGCAUCACGUCGUCGUGUCGGAAACCCAGAGAAGAGUUGAGCGUAUCCAGCACAGCAGAACACACAACAUUUUGUUUGUGCUUUGCGAACACAGGCUUCUGGUGCUUAACUCGAUAACCUUUGAACACAUCUACACAGUUUCUGAUUACGUGGGUACGUUUUUUGUUUCGGAUUCGCGGCAGACAAGCUCCCAGCGCGUGGGGCGGCACGUGAUUUGCACAACGGAACCCCACGGAAGGGAGCUUAGGGUAUAUGAAUUUGACAUAGCGCAGAACAAACAUGUGCGACCGAUGGCUCCACAUAAGGUGAUGCUUCAUGAGCAGGCACAGACACUAGUCACGUACGGCAAUAUGGUUUGCGUGGGAAUGCGGAGAGGCGGAUAUCGCUUGCUGUCGUUACCUGACGGAAACACAUGUAGUGUACUUCCGCUUUCUGGAGAUAUGCAGCCGUUACUGGCGGUGGGCGACGGCGAGGUCUUCAUGCGCUAUGAUCAUUCUAUUUUUUCAGUUUCGAUGCGCUCCAUGCCUUCUGGCCGCGUGCUUGGACGCACUAUUCAGCUCGAGGAUGAGGUCCGUCAUAUGAUUGCAAGACACCCGUUUUUGUUUGCCUUCACUGAAAGUUACUGCGAUGUCUACUCCCUCUACGAUGAUGACGUAUCGGAGCGCUUGCCCAUGAGCGGAUGCCUCUUCGGCUCGCAGCUUGGUGGAGGGGAUUUCCUUUACGCUGCCAGCGCAACAAAAAUAUGGAUGGCUGGGUUGCAUCCCCUGCGUCACCAGUUAGCCGACCUGGUUGAGCGGUUCAAGGUGGAAGAAGCUUUUCAUCUGCUUAGCACUCAACGCUCGCGGAACUCCCUUGAUUGGCAGGCGAUCGAAUUGGAGCUUCAUGUUAUGGUAGGCUUCGCUUACCUUCACCGUUGCCGCCCGAAGGAGGCAAUGUUACAUUUUAACGAUCACAUAGAUCCAAGAGACCUACUUUUACUCCUCCCAGAGUGUAUACCUCCAGGCCCCGAUGAGUAUAGUUCCGAGUUGCGGGGGUUGCUAAAGGGGGACUGCGUUGGGGAGACAAGAACGUCGUCGGAUGGCGUUGAUUUUGCAUCAAAGGACGAGGAUGUGGUGAAUGUACCGGUCGGGGGAAAUAAUGUUGAGCCGUUACUCGCAAAAUGCGGACCAGACAUUGGAUGUUGGGACGGUGGAUUCUGGGAGGAGUGGAGUGGUUGCUGCCCAUAUAAUACCUACAUUGGAGAAUUGGAGAAGGCCUGGUUGGAGACAUUUGAGACUUUUCCUACAGUUCCGCGGAGCACCGACCAGGCAGACGGGGUAAUCCACCGACAGGUUAUGGAGUGGGGUUGCAUUACCGCGGAAGGGUUUCUCGAGCGCUCAUGGGAAGCACUAAAGGACGAACUUGUAGUGUAUUUCCGCUCACGUCUGGAUCAAGCAUCGCCCGUCCAUGCCCGUCCAAUGGAGUACGCCCUGCUGGUGCUUGCGCUUGAGGCUCGCGACCAUCGGGAGGCCUAUCAGAUUGUAGUCAAGAGCUCAUCCUUGAGCGUGGAAGACUGCUACGACCUACUCUGUUCGUUGCACGAGUAUCGGCUGUUGGCUUGUCUUCUGUACUGCCGCGGGUACACACAGGAUGCCGAUCGAUUGCUGAGGCAACGUGUGUGCGUCUCAAGUCUGCUCCCUCCGUGGCUGCCGGGACGGUGUAACAAUAGCAAACAAUCCCCGGCGUACAUGAAUGUGCCCGCGGCUUUACACAGUCAGCUAACCCGCCUCCUAACGCCACUUCCUAAGAACGAAUGUCUCGUUGUAGCUGAUUUAUCCAGUCCUAGAGGAGCACACUCGCCUAACGACGUGGACGAAACCCAUACCAUAAACCUGCCUUUGUCACUUUCGUUGCCUAUGUACCUCGUUAGUCAUUUAAACAUUCCCGCCCUGCAGGAGUUGUUGGCUGAGGAUCCAGAUGCUGCAGUGAUCACUGAUGAGGAGGGUUGUACGCUGCUGCACGUACUUUUCAGCCUUUUCAUUUCGGUGAGGGACCUUACAGAAGGCGAAGCCAUGACGAAAGGUAGUGCGCUAGUCGGUUUGGUGUUGUCAUGUGCGGUGCUGCUUCUGGACCAUGGCGCGGAUGUCGCCGCGCCGAAUGUUCAUGGUAUUACUUGUUUGGACGUACUUGCCAUCGCCGCAGGUGGCGUUUUUUUUGACAUUGUUGUUUCCGCGUUGCUGGCAGACCGUGAUGUUAGGAAGGCAGCUGCAUUUACCAACAAGGAUGACAAUACGUUGGUGAACGGCUUCAUCCCCAUCGCAUAG